UUAAAUUAAAGUAAAUUAAAGAAGGCACAUGAGGGACUACUAAAUAAGAGUAUGUAUAUGGAUAUGAUCAAAAUAUUUGUAACAAGCUAGCUAGCUAGAGAAACAAAUAGAUAAAGUGUCAACAUUGAGAUGGUGAGUUUGAAAAACACAUUGUCAAUGAGGGUGUUGAUUGUGGUGUUAAUAGUAGUAUCAACAAGUUGGUGGUGGAGACACACGAUGGGGGAUGAACAGCCGCAACAAGAAGAAUGUGCAACCGUGAAGGCACUCAUCUCAGCUUGCUCAAGUUUUGUUAUGUACGGAUUGCCAGACCCCAUCCCAGGAUCCCCUUGUUGUGUUGCCAUGCUCAGCCUAAGCAACCUGGCUGACUCCACGGACAACCGCCAGAACGUUUGCCGAUGUAUGAUGGAUCUCAUCACCACCUACAACCCCAAUGCCACUUCCAUUGCUACUUUGCCAGGCUUUUGUGGCGUCUCUCUUGGAUUCAUCAUUGAUCCUAACACCGACUGUGAAUAUAUUGGAUGAAUGUACCGACCAGUAAACUUUUUGAGAUCGUUAAAGCCAAAGGUUGCAACUUUCAAGAUGCGGCUAGCGCUUGCCUGGAUCCAAAAUAAGUUAAUCUAUUAAUUCUGAUCAUGCAUAAACCGAACGACAACACAAGUGUACCGGUACAAACCAAAUAGAUGAUGAUCUUACAUAUGUAUUGUAUUCUUAACUUAUUGAAUGUAUGCAUAUGCAAUUGAAUGCUUGUUUCUUAAGAGAGCCAAUUCAAAGAGCUUGAUUACACACACA
Cuscuta epithymum is the source of this 789-nucleotide messenger RNA. Lineage: Eukaryota; Viridiplantae; Streptophyta; Magnoliopsida; Solanales; Convolvulaceae. The record is from the annotation of a GenBank genome assembly.